AUGGCGGACGAUCUUUUCGUGGGGCUUCCCCCACCAUCUGCUGCUCCAGUUCCACCGGAGCAGCCAAAAGUUGCAUCCUCCGGGAGGGAUUCUUCUUCAGCUCCCGCUCCCGCCCCUGCCCCUGCUCUCAAGAGCGCGCUGAAGCGAGACAAGCCCGCGGAAUCGCCCCUCGAGGGUGCGCCUUUGCCUCCUUGCGUUUCAUUUCGAAAUUCUUCCGCUCAUCUGAAUUUUGUGUUUUCCUGAUUCCGCUUUGGCUCGUGUCUUCAUGGGGAAAACUUUUAUAUGCUGCAGCGAGGCCAGGUAGGGUUUCACUGGUUGGGAAGGUUUCGACGGAGGAUUUUUACGUGUUGAGACCAUAGGUGUGGCCAGAAAUGCAUUCUGUAAUCCCGAUCUAUCUCAGGUUUCUCGGUUGCUUCUCUAUCUGUGCUUUCUUUUCAGUUCCCUACUCGUCGUCGCAACAGAUGUUAAUGUGAGCAUCUUUUCCUCAAGCCAUCUGCUGAUCUCUUCUUCUUCACUCGUAUUGGUCGUGUGAGGAAGUAAUUCCUGCUGUGUCUUUGGCACAUUAACUUCUCUUGCCUUAUUUCCUCAGGUUCGUUAGACUUUUCUAACGCAUGUUCUUAAUGCUAUCUUAGUUGAUCUAUGAUCAUGGUGGUUUAAACCCUAAAACAAGAAUUAGAUUUAUUUUAAUUAUAAUUAGAUCAGGAAAAUAAAAUAUAGAUCCUCUCAAUUGAUAAAAUUUGGCAGGCGCAUAAUUGAGAUAUACAUGGAAUCCAUCUGAUUAAAUAUAGAUUGAGAAAACAUAUUCUUCUGCUGCUCAUUCAUAAGAGAAAAUCCUCAAAUAAGAGACCAAUGUGAGAGCCACAUAGGGAUCAACUUGGAUGCCUACCAUCCCCCAGCUCCAGCUAAUUCCUUCAGCGUUUAUAGCUAAGAUCAAAACAUCACAGUUGAUUUUUUUUCAUUACACAUUGGUCCGGAAGAUGUUCAGACAUGGAAGAACUGAAUUAUAUCAAAUCCAUACCGAUGAAUUAAUGCAAAUGUCUUGAUUGAAAUACUCUUGCAUGACUUGCGUUGUAAUUGAUGCCGUGUCUCCUUCAUCCCCAUACCUAAGGUCUUCUGGCAGAAAUCUUCUCCAAUCUGCUGAUAUAUUUGGGUCUGGCUGGGAUUCGGUUUGUUGAUCGUCUCUCAUGGUUCAAGAGGGCCCUUUAUUGUGCUGAUCAUUUAUUGUUUUAUGGUGUAAAAAUAUUGGUCUCGGUGACCAACCGAAGCUAAGUAGAAAACUGUCUCAAUUGAAUGAACUUUUGCCUGAGAUUUCUGGCAGUCGGUCAAUAUGAGAAGUUCUUUGUGUUUACUUGGGUGACUGUGUUUCCUCAUAUCCUGGCAUCUUGUUACACAGUGGCACCCCAGAAGCGUCUAAGGUUCAAGACAACCACCGAUGCAACUGAAGCACAAGUCAUAGAAGCUAUGAAGAAAAUAGCAUCGCAUAUAAAGAAUCCAUCAAAGUUCGGCAAGGCAUCGAAGCUCGCCCUGCAGCUGAUUCAGGCAGGAAGUGUCAAGCCUGGGACCAGUGAUCAAUUCUUUGCCAUACUUGAGGCUGCCAUGUCUUCUCCUUCAGCUUGCAUCGAUUCCUCUCUGAGAGCUGAUUAUCAGGCACUAUUUUGCGCAGCUCAAGGUGUUGCUGAGGUGAAUUGCUGCCUUGAUUUUUAGCUUUUUUUCUUGAGAUGGCCGUGUUCUAAUCAGCCAAUAUUGAUCUGCCUCAGUGCAGCCUUCGAACGUGAUUUCUGAACUCAAAGCUCUGAUCACUGUCUUGUCCCAUCCUGUUGCAGUUUUUCGCCGAGCGGCAGAAGGAUCAGUUGAUUACAUGGAACAUCAGGGCAGUUAUUGCAAAUGACCUGUACACAGACGAUAGCUUUGUGGUACGAAAUGCAUUUCUUCCCCUCCCCUGCUUCCUCAGAUAUUCAAGUUGAUAUACUGCACGAUUGCUUUUCGAUGGAAGUUUUCUUGUACUGAAUCGUCUUCAGGCACUGCAAUUCUUCAUUCUUCUCACGAGUUUGAGAAUGCAUUAUCGAAUUGCUGAUUUUUUGAAUUGGAAAUGGUGAUGAAUGCAUCUAGUUCUCGAAGGCGGCUGGGAAGAUCAAGGAGGCGAUAUCUAGUCUCCCAUCAUCCACUGAGGACGACGACAUUGAGGAAGCGGCACCUUCGGCAGACGCCGUGGAAGCAGACGGCGAAGAUGGAGGAGACACCACCGCGCAAGCAGAGGGAACCAACCCUAAUGAAGAAAACGCCGAUCCCUUCGGCUUAGACGCGUUGCUCUCCAACGAUUCCAGAAAAGACGGCAGAGCAAGGGAUCGAAAAGACAUUGUCGCUUCGAAACGGAAGGGACACGAAGAAGAAGAGGAAGAAGAACGCCGGAAGAAGUUCCUGAAGUCGCAGAGGGAAGCCCUGAUCCGCUGCCUGGAGAUCGCCGCCCAGCGAUACAAGAUCCCCUGGUUGAUGCCACUUCUCUCUCGGUAUUUCUCUCGCUCUUCUUCGUCCUCCCGCCGCCACUGACCUCCCCCUUCCUCCUCUCUCCGCCACGCCAGGGCUCAGACUGUGAUCGACAUCUUGGCGAAACACGCCUUCGACAACAUCCACAGAUUCACCUCGCGGCAGAGGGACGCCGUCGAGAAGCUCUGGGCCUCCAUUAGGGAGCAGCACAUCCGGAGGAAGCAGGGGAAGACGGUCUCCGGCAAGCUGGACAUGACGGCUUUCGAGUUCCUCCAGGAGAAAUACUCCCACGUCAAGAUAAGCAUCCGCCGCUCCGUCGGCGGCGCCGGCGACCACCGCGCCGAGCAGUGGCUCGGCUAG
Messenger RNA from Spirodela intermedia, 2844 nucleotides. The record is from the annotation of a GenBank genome assembly. Lineage: Eukaryota; Viridiplantae; Streptophyta; Magnoliopsida; Alismatales; Araceae.